Messenger RNA from Parnassius apollo (apollo), 1302 nucleotides. The record is from the annotation of a GenBank genome assembly. Lineage: Eukaryota; Metazoa; Arthropoda; Insecta; Lepidoptera; Papilionidae.
AUGGCGGAAGAAUCUUUAGAGUUUGCGACGGGCCAGUACACAAUGGAAAGAGACGCAGUAUUUCGCUGGAACGUUUCAGUGGCGAAUGGCACCUCGUUGGAUGCCGCCGCGCCCUACGAUUCACCUGCUGCAUUACUUCGUGCUGCUCUCAAGGCGGUUUUCCUUGGUUUACUGAUUCUGGCAACAGUGAUUGGUAACGUAUUCGUCAUAGCGGCUAUCCUUCUAGAGAGACAUCUGCGAAGUGCUGCAAACCACCUUAUUUUGUCACUCGCAGUAGCAGAUCUACUAGUGGCAUGCUUAGUUAUGCCUUUGGGCGCUGUAUAUGAAGUUGCGCAACGAUGGACUCUCGGCCCGGAACUUUGCGAUAUGUGGACUUCGGGUGACGUACUUUGCUGUACCGCUUCUAUACUCCAUCUUGUCGCAAUCGCUCUAGACAGGUACUGGGCUGUGACAAACAUUGACUACAUUCACGCUCGAACUGCCCGACGCGUUGGUUUAAUGAUUUCGUGUGUCUGGAUAGCGAGUUUUCUUGUUUGUAUAGCGCCGUUAUUGGGUUGGAAAGAUCCUGACUGGAACCGGCGUGUUGCUGAAGACAUGCGUUGCAUAGUAAGUCAAGACGUGGGCUAUCAGAUAUUUGCAACAGCUUCGUCAUUCUACGUACCAGUCCUUGUCGUUUUGAUACUCUACUGGAGAAUAUAUCAAACUGCCAGAAAAAGAAUACGGCGACGUCGAGGAGCAACAACGCGCGGUGGAGUUGGUCCACCUCCAGUACCAUCUGGUGGUGCUUUAGUAGCUGCGGGAGGUAGUGGUGGCAUUGCUGCUGCAGUAGUUGCUGUAAUUGGUCGCCCUCUACCAACAAUGUCUGAAACAACUACCACUGGCUUAACAAACCUCUCUUCCAAUAAUACGAGUCCAGAAAAGCAAUCUUGUGCAAACGGCUUGGAAGCAGAUCCACCUACAACAGGAUAUGGAGCUGUGGCUGCCGCUUACUACCCUACGUUAGUUCGACGUAAACCUAAAGAAGCCGUUGAUUCAAAACGGGAAAGAAAAGCGGCAAAGACAUUAGCAAUAAUUACCGGCGCGUUUGUAGCGUGUUGGCUCCCGUUUUUUGUGCUAGCUAUCUUAGUUCCAACGUGUGAUUGUGAAGUUAAUCCGGUUUUGACAUCAUUGUCAUUAUGGCUAGGCUAUUUUAAUUCCACUCUGAAUCCUGUUAUUUAUACGGUGUUUAGUCCAGAAUUUCGACAUGCAUUUCAGCGGCUAUUAUGCGGACGCCGUGUGCGCCGUCGCCGUGCUCCCCCUUAG